Colletotrichum siamense is the source of this 3771-nucleotide messenger RNA. It is a transcript of the gene pmd1-2, whose product is annotated as Leptomycin B resistance protein pmd1. Lineage: Eukaryota; Fungi; Ascomycota; Sordariomycetes; Glomerellales; Glomerellaceae. Gene Ontology annotation, molecular function: ATP hydrolysis activity; ABC-type transporter activity; ATP binding. Gene Ontology annotation, biological process: transmembrane transport. The transcript has 7 exons. Gene Ontology annotation, cellular component: membrane. The coding region runs from base 1 to 3771 and encodes 1256 amino acids. The record is from RefSeq and is a predicted model, not a curated record.
AUGGAAGAACCGAAACCAAUUUCGGCGACGAGGGCUUACAUCCGCAUCUUCACCUACCUCGGGCCCAAGGAGAUCAUUCUUGAGGCCAUUGCUGUCGCCGCCGCAACGAUUUCAGGUUCCGGACUUGCCCUUGUGAACCUUGUUCUUGGACGAUUGAUUACGGUCAUCACGAACUAUAUCUCCGGCCUCUCAACAAAGGAACAAUUCAUGGAAGAUGUCACCAAGCAUUGUUUUUACUUCAUUUACAUUGGUGCAGGACGUCUGGUCUGCACUUACAUUUAUAUGACGCUUUCGACCUACUCGGCCUUCCACAUGGUGCGCAAUUUGCGCCGUCAGUUCUUGCGGGCGGCGCUCAGCCAGAACAUCUCAUACUUCGACAUGAAUUCGAACUCCAUCUCAACACAGGCGUCGACUAACGGAAACCUCAUACAAUCGGGCGUUGCUGAGAAGUUAAUGAUAUGCUUUCAAGCCAUGAGCACCUUCGUGUCGGCCUUCAUCAUCGCCUUCACAUCGUACUGGAAACUGACGCUGAUUUUGCUCUGCGUACCCCCGGCACUCAUGAUCGUGAUCGGCAUUGUGGCUACGCUGGAGGCCAAAAUUGAAACAGACAUGCUCAGCAUCUUUUCUGAGGCUUCUUCGUUUGCGGAGAGCCUGAUAUCGACUCUUCGUACGGUGCAGGCCUUUGGAAGUCGAGAGACGCUUAUGUCCCACUACGAGACGUUUCUCAACAAGGCACAAAAGAUGGGCGCGAAGAAGAGUCCGUUGUAUGGAGUCCUGUUCAGCAUGGAAUACUCCAUCAUGUACUCGGCAAUUGGGCUUGCCUUUUGGCAAGGAACCAAGAUGAUUUCGCGGAAUGAGGUGGCAGACGUCGGGACAGUCUUCAUUGUCAUCAUGUCCGUCAUAGUCGCAACACUGACUUUCACCAUUAUUGCGCCCUACAUGAUUACAUUCCAACGAGCUGGGACGGCUGCUACCCAAUUAUUCUCUCUCAUAGACAGAGAUACUCAAAUGGACCCCUUCGAUCAGUGGUCCGGAGAAAGGCCGGCCGAUGUAUUUGUGAGCGGAGAGAUCGAGAUGCAAAACAUUACCUUCAGUUAUCCUACCCGCCCAGAGGUGGCAGUUCUGGACAAUUACACUCUCAAGAUCCCCGCCGGAAGAGUCACUGCUCUUGUGGGCGCUAGCGGGUCAGGUAAAAGCACCAUUGUCGGUCUUCUGGAGCGGUGGUACGAGCCCUCCGCCGGAACAAUCACCUUAGACGGGAUUCCCAUUGAAGAUUUUAACCUGACAUGGCUAAGAACCCAUGUCAGACUUGUUCAGCAAGAACCGGUUCUUUUCAAUGGGACCGUGUUCGAGAACAUCGCCAACGGGCUAGUGGGGACUAGGUGGGAGUAUGCUUCAGCGACAGAACAGCAAGAACGAGUUGAAAAUGCCGCCAGGCUAGCCUUCGCCCACGACUUCAUCACGGAGAAGCUUCCAGAGGGCUACAGUACUAUUAUUGGUGAGCGAGGGGGUCUUCUUUCCGGCGGCCAGAAGCAAAGAAUUGCUAUAGCCAGAAGCAUCAUCUCUGAGCCCAAGAUUCUCCUCCUCGACGAGGCUACCAGCGCACUGGAUCCUCACGCUGAGGGGAUUGUCCAAAAGGCCUUAGAGAGUGUUUCAAAGGGUCGCACAACUAUUGUCAUUGCUCACAAACUGGCAACAAUUAGGAAGGCGGAUAAUAUUGUCGUCAUGAAUAGUGGUCGCAUUGUCGAGCAAGGAACUCACCAGUGGCUUCUGAAGAAGCGGGGAGCUUAUGCGCGGUUGGUCCAAGUCCAGGAUCUCACGGUCCAUGCGAAGGAAUCGUCGAGACAGUCGCAAAUCGAGUCGACUGGGGCUAUCAUCGACAAAGAGACUGCUCUUGAGCCUGGUCUGUUGUCCGAGGCUGGUAUCGUUGAGCAGCGGCAGCCAUUGGCGUCGGCAAGUCAAUACGACUUUGACCAAGUCCGCGAAAGAGGUUUGGUCAGUGGUGUUGUGUCUCUGAUGAGAGAAAACCCCGAACUAAAAUGGUACUUUGCGGUCAUUGGGGUGACGUGUAUUCUUGGCGCUGGUGCGUUACCUGGCCAGUCGAUAUUGAUGGCUCGAGUUAUGGAUGUCUUCAGACUCGAGCCUCAUAGGUUGGGCGAGCGUGGCGCUUUCUACUCCCUCAUGUUCUUCGUCUUGGGUCUAGGGACCUUCGUCAACUACUUCACUCUCGGAUACGCUACCAACGCAGCCUCUCAAAAGAUGCUCGUGAAGUAUCGGAAGGACCUCCUCAACGGUCUCCUCAAACAAGACAUGGUGUUUUUUGACCGUCCAGAAAAUACGAUUGGGUCUCUCACCGGAAGGAUCGAUACCGUCGCCCAAGCCAUGUUGGAGCUCAUGAGCGUCAACGUCGUGUUGAUCGUGAUUACAAUGAUAACGAUAAUUGCUUGUGCAACUUUGUCUAUAGUCACCUCGUGGAAGCUCGGUCUUGUCGGCGUCUUUGCAGGUCUUAUUCCUCUUUCGCUGGGGGGAUACGCUCGCAUUCGUUUGGAGAUGAGGAUGGACCAAAGUAAUCAGAAGCGCUUCUCGGAGAGCGCCGCAAUCGCAUCCGAGUCGAUUCUGGCAAUUCGAACAGUUUCCAGUCUCGCCAUCGAGGGUCGCGUCCUUGAUCGCUACACGGAGGGGCUAGAUCAAGCUAUUCGCCAAUCCAUUUUGCCUCUGUUCCACAUGAUGCUGUGGUUCAGCUUCACACAAUCUGUGGAGUACUUCAUCCUGGCCCUCGGUUUCUGGUGGGGUUGCACGCUUGUCAAAGACUCGCAAAUCUCAUUCUAUCAGUUCUUUGUCAGUUUCAUGGGCGUAUUUUUCGCUGGCAAUCUUGCCAGCACCUUGUUCUCUUAUACCAGUAGCAUCACCAAAGGGAAGGGGGCCACCCAUUUCUACCUGUGGGUGAAGUCAUUGCAACCAACAGUGCAGGAGACCCAGGAGAACCGGUCAAUUGUGCCACAGCGGGCGGUCGAGACUAUCGACAUGGACAGCGUCAAGUUCAGCUAUCCCCUACGUCCGGACGUCCAGGUCUUGAAGGGUGCCAAUCUCAACAUUCGGUCGGGAGAGUUCGUGGCUUUGGUCGGGGCUUCUGGCUGUGGCAAGAGCACCAUCAUUUCGCUCCUGGAACGUUUUUAUGAUCCGACAUCCGGCAACAUCAGGGUUGAUGGGGCUCAACUUAUUGAUAUGAACCCCGAUGCUUACCGAUCUCGUGUCUCACUGGUGCAGCAGGAACCGACGUUGUACCCGACUAGCAUCCGAGCAAAUGUACUUAUGGGCUUAAAGUCGGACCCAUCAACCACUACAGAGUCUGAAAACGACGCUGUCGAGAAGGCACUUCGCGCAGCCAACGCUUGGGACUUUGUCAGCUCCCUCCCCGAAGGUGUCAACACCCUAUGCGGCACAAACGGAUCGCAGCUGUCUGGAGGCCAAAGACAACGCAUCGCCAUUGCUCGCGCACUCAUUCGGAAACCUCGACUUCUGCUCCUGGAUGAGGCUACCUCAGCGCUUGACACUGAGUCUGAAAAGAUUGUGCAGAAUGCACUUGCCGACUCAGACGUGGGCAAUCGAGCAACAGUGGCAGUUGCACAUCGAUUGAGUACAAUCAAAGAUGCUGAUCGGAUUUAUGUUUUCAGUGGCGGGCGCAUCUUGGAGCAAGGCACGCACAGUGAACUGUUGAGGUAUGGAGGGCUUUAUAAACGGUUGUGUGAAGCGCAAAGCCUCGGAUCAUAG